AUGGCUCGAAGAACUAGAUGCUUUUCGUGGACGAGUGCGGUCUCUCAUCUUCAGAGGAAUUUAGAUUUACUACUUAGACCAACUUUCACGUCUUCCUGCCCUUGCCCAGGUCUUGUUCUCGAUUUUUUUCGCGUCGCUUUUGGCGGCACAGAAACUGGAACUUUUAUUCGAGAACACAGAAAGCCAGUACUUCUUCGCACCAGCAAGAGUGCCACAAGCAACGCUUCGAGGACAUCAAGGCUCAGAAGUCUGCCUGGGUUUAAAAUGUCCGACUCGCUCUUACACAGGCGAGUGCACGUAACUACAGAUAUUUUGCAGCGUCUUGCAGAAGUUCACCGAUUUUUUGUGCCCGCAAGAUGA
This is a messenger RNA of Amoebophrya sp. A120, 360 nucleotides long. The record is from the annotation of a GenBank genome assembly. NCBI's taxonomy places the organism in Eukaryota, Dinophyceae, Syndiniales, Amoebophryaceae.